Molecule: messenger RNA, 2284 nt
Organism: Lobosporangium transversale
Lineage: Eukaryota; Fungi; Mortierellomycota; Mortierellomycetes; Mortierellales; Mortierellaceae
Exons: 7
Coding region: 171-2282 (703 amino acids)
Molecular function (GO): GTPase activator activity
Source: RefSeq, a predicted model, not a curated record
UUACCUUUUCAUCAAUUUUACUCUUUCUGCUUCCUUCUUCUUUCCUCUUUCCUCCCUCCUCUUUCCUCUUUUCCCUUUUCCCUUUUCCCUUUUCCCUUUUCCCUUUUCCCUUUUCUCUUUUCUCUCUUCUCUUUCCUUCGGUGCUACUCUAUCGCAUUUGACAACCGAUCAUGUCACGACGACUUGAUGAAAAACACUCCAGGAUCUUGUCUGGUCUCCUAAAGUUGCCAGAGAAUAAAAAGUGCUUCGACUGCCCAUCCAAGGUCAAUGUCUAUGCUAAUCUGUUCAACAAUACAUUCAUCUGCGAGAAAUGUUCUGGUUUGCACCGUGAACUCAAUCACAGGGUCAAGUCUAUUUCAGCGUCCACCUUCACUCCCGAGGAGGUUUCUGGUCUGCAAAAGGGGGGCAAUGGGGUCGCCAAGAGCAUUUGGUUGGCAACAUGGUCCUGGCGAGAAUACCCAGAACCAGAUGCACAUGAGGUGGACGAAGUCCGUCAAUUCAUGAGAGCCAAAUAUGUCAAGAAACAAUGGUAUCAGGAUCCCAACGGAGGCACCAGCGCCAACAACAAUGCUUCUGAGCCUCACUUCACUAGCCCACAAAAUCCCUCAGCGCCUAACACCAGUUCUAGCGGACUUGCUGUUCCGGACCGUGUCCGAGCUGUGACGAAAAGCCAGAGCGUUGAUAAUUUAAACAUGAUUAUAUCUGCGCCUGCAGUGCCUGAAAAGACCUUGAGCAGAAAGUCCUCAACUAUCAGCUCGGACAGCGGAUCUACUAUUUCAAAGUCAACCAAUCUCUCAAGCGCAGCGUCCAGUCCCUUCAAUGCUGUGGGAUCAAAGAAUACACAACAACAACAACACCAGCAACAGCAGUAUUAUUACCAUCAACAGCAACAAUAUCAACAGGAUCAGCAAGAUCAGUUCCACCAGCAACAGCAACAACAACAACAAUCCCUUGGAUCAUUCGAUACUUUUGCCAGUCUAAUGACUGGUGGAAACACAUCAGGAGCAGGAGCAGCGACAAGAGCAGAGACAGGGGCAGGGGACUUCUCUCAAAAUUAUCAUUCUUCUGUCUUUGGAUCAGGAUCAACAGCACCAACAUUUGUGGCGACACCCGCAGCACUCGAUCCUACAGCUGAUCCAUUCUCGCUUAUGACAAGCUCAUUCAACAAUAUGCAUAUGAGUUCACCUCAGUCACCCACAGGUAGCAACAAUAGUAGUUCACAUCUCCCUCCCACAUUCACAUCUGCCCAUGCCCCACCCUCACAAACAUCCAUGCUUUCUCAGUCAAGGAAUGUUUUCAAUACGCUCCCAAUAACCUCGUCCUCCAACACUCAAAACGCAUUGGCUUCAUUGAAUGAUGACCCAUUUUCCUUGUCAAAAGUAGCACAGCCACAGAACCCAUUGCAAGGAUUGGAUUACAGCUCAACUAUGACCUCAUCACUAGGCCCUGCUGUGGCAGGCAUUGGAGCUGGAUCUAUCACAGGUACAAAAUCAUUUGAUGACUACUUGUCUGUUCUGAGCCAUGGUCAGCAUCAAACAGCUUCAAUGUCAAGCCUUUCAAAUUCAAGUAUCCAUGGUACACCAUCAUCAUCUUUGUCACCCACACUUGCGUUUUCAACUACUUCGGCUUCGGCUUCGGCUUCAUUAUCACCGCAGUCAACCGGAGGAUCCAAUCCGUUCAGUAAGCAGCAGAUGCCGCAACUUCAGAGAGCUUUUAUGCCUGAUUAUCCUCAAUCUGCUCCAGCAGCAACUGUAAACAAUGAUAGCAACAGCAACAGUGCAGGACAACAAAGCAAUCCUUUUGCCAUGUUUGCAAAGCAGCAGCAUGCCCCAACAAUGGCCUCACAACCAUUCCAAACGCAAGCAUCCUUGAUUGACCCGUUUGGCAGAAUGCAGCAACAGGCUCAGGAUUACUUUUCAAGCAUCGGACUCAACUCCACCGGAACCAGGUCUCCCAAUCCUUUCGCAAUGACUGGAGGACAGCAGCAACAGCCUCAAAAUUUGAUGACAGCAGCCUCUGCCUAUCCAUCAAGCGCAAACUUUGAAUCUGCAUUCUCUUUGUCGAACACUCCUCGAUCCAUGACGGCCCCUGCAUCUACCUUUAGUAGCAAUAACAACAAUAAUAAUGUGAAUGAUAUGUUUGGACAGUGGACGAAGCCUUUAACCACGGCUGCCACUGCAAAAUACCCUUCGAUUGAUGACUUGGAUCCAUUCUCAACUUCUGCCGCAUCAACAUCGAACCCAUCAGCAUCGUUUUCAAAUCCCUUCUCACUCAAUAUGUAGAC